Messenger RNA from Musa acuminata AAA Group (dessert banana), 626 nucleotides. RefSeq names its product oleosin 16 kDa-like. The record is from RefSeq and is a predicted model, not a curated record. Gene Ontology annotation, biological process: lipid storage. NCBI's taxonomy places the organism in Eukaryota, Viridiplantae, Streptophyta, Magnoliopsida, Zingiberales, Musaceae. Gene Ontology annotation, cellular component: monolayer-surrounded lipid storage body; membrane. The transcript has a single exon. The coding region runs from base 39 to 464 and encodes 141 amino acids.
GCAAACCGAAGGUUAUCAUCUCCUCUUGAUCGCUUGAGAUGGCAGAGUAUAUCAGAGACCGGCCGCCGCAGCAGAUGCAGAUGCAGCAGCAGCAGCAGCCGAUGUCGCAUACGGUGGUGAAGGCGGCGACGGCAGCGAUGGCGGGAGGGUCGAUGCUGGUUCUGUCCGGGCUGACGCUGGCGGUGACCGUCAUCGGCCUGACGGUGGCGACGCCGCUGCUGGUCAUCUUCAGCCCGGUGCUCGUCCCCGCCGCGAUGGCCGUCUUCCUGGUUGCCACCGGCUUUCUCACCUCCGGGGGCUUCGGCCUGGCGGCCCUCUCGGUGCUGUCGUGGAUGUACAAGUACCUGACGGGGAAGCACCCGCCGGGAGCCGACCAGCUCGACCAGGCCCGGCAACGCCUCGCCUCCAAGGCUCGCGACAUUAAGGAGUCGGCGCAGCAGCGCAUCGACCAGGCCACCCAGUGAUCACAACAUGCUCUCCCAUCUGUAAUAAUGGACAUGAACAACGAUGCCAACCCUAAAACCCUUCUACCUGCAGUUCGUGUCUUCCCUUUUUCUCAUGUAAUGGCUCUAUUUCGUCCGUUAAAUGCUACCGUUGCUUGUUUCUAAGGUAAAUUAUCGUGUCUU